UCUCCCAGGAGGCCGGAGCAGUUGGUUUCUCCCUCCAGCCGUGGAUCCCCCUGGCCAAAGCACGUCCCCAGCGGGACUGGGCGCCCGCAUGCAGAAGAGGAUGGGCGAGGCGGUGGCCCGGGUGGCCAGGAAGGUGAACGACACGGUGGAGAACAAGACGGAUUCCCUGGAUCUGGCCAACUGCAAGCUGAUGACCUUCCCCGUUGGCAUCUACAAAGCCAUGAGGAGCGUUACCGAGGGAAUCCACUGCAUCUCCCUGGCAAACAACGAACUGAAGUCCCUCACCAGCCGAUUCGUCACCACCUUCAGCCAGUUGAGAGAACUCAAUCUGGCAGGCAACUACCUGCACCGCCUGCCCGAGGAGGUCACCUCCCUGCUGCACCUCCGGGCCAUCAACCUCUCCCGCAACAGGUUUCGACGCUUCCCUGAGCCCCUGGCUGCUGUCACCACCCUGGAGACCAUUGACCUGGAAGAGAACGAGAUCACAGGUGCAGCUGGGCCAAGGGAUGGCUUAGAAAAAGGAGCAUGGAUUUGGCAGGGGGAAGGGCACACAAGUGCAGAGGAGGUGCUAAAGAGACAGAGCCUCGCUAGCCACUUGCCUUUGCUAAAUCCUUGGUCUCCUGGGGCGAAGCUGUUGCAGGCAUACGGGGUAAAUCAAGCCCCAUUCAAGCCACCCUAUUCACCAUGCUGGGAUAUGGCUCUCAAUGACAGCUCCAGCUGUGACUCAAAAUCACCAGAUUUAAUAAAAAAUAGACUUGCUUGCAGGACUCGGGCACUCUACUCUCGCCCAGACCCAACUAUGCUGGGCUGGGAUGCUUGCUGCUGGUCAAAGUAAGGACACAAGCCUACCUGAACAUUUCAAAUAGGAGUCAUUGCACUACAAAAUCUCUUAAAAAAGUGAAAUUAAAGAGAUGGUAAUAGCCGCUCAUGCCUCAACGCUGCAGCUGGAGGAAAAUCUUUCAUGUGCAAAGCUGAAACCUUUGGAGUCCCCCAAAACCAGGCAAAAGGGGCAGCUGUUGCAGAUAGAUAAAAGGGUGUUUAUUUAGGAACGAGCUUUCAAAGAGCUGAGGCUGGAGCAUCUCGCAGCCCACGCAGACCCCUGGGGACUACAAUAUCAAGUCCACUCAAUUUUGCUGUUUUAUCUGGGAUGGCUUCAGCUGCUGCUGGGAAAGCUGCUCCUUGCAAAAUGGGUUUUAUUAACAGCAUCAGCUGCUCCCUGGCCGUGCCUGUAGAAAUGCAAGACAUUGAAUAGUGCUUCCUCGCCCUCCGUAAGAGCCAGCAAAAGAUGUGGAGUUUUUUUCACCCAUUUUUUUCUCCUACCUCCCAGAGAGAGCUGCCUUUCUCUUAGUUACCUCCACCACCGUUUGACCAACUUCAGUCAGACUUAAUGAAGGAGCCAAGGUCUUCAAACUUCCUAUUUCCCAUGCUUUUUGUGCAAGUAGGCUGCAGCAGGAAGACAAUAUGAGGGUUUUGUGUUUAUAAAUAUAUAGGCAUUUUUAUCUACUGAUGCAGUUUAUAUAUUAUUUAUGAGCUUGUUUUUAUAUACAGAUUUUCCUCCCACGCUAGCCUGGUGCAAUAGGGAAAGAAUAGCUAGGGAGAACCCAUCAGCUUGAAUUUAACUGGCACAAAUUUUGAUUUUUCUUUAACAGCCAAGUAAGGUGUGACUCUUUUGCACAUGGGAAUAUGGGCAGCAGGACACUCUUUUCAUCCCAGAAGAUCUUGGGCCAGGCUGUAGGAAGUAGCAUCUUCUCUUUUGCCUCUGCCUGUGUAUACAACUCACUUCAGCUAGCUGAGGACCAUGUUUUAGCAGCAGGGUCUCAUGAGGAGCAACUGGCAUGUUCUUGAAGAAGUUGUUGAGGCACCUGCAAGUUCACCCUGGUACUGUUCUCCAGCCAGCUCAGCAUAGCUGCCUCUUAUAGUUUGAGACCCAGGUUGCCCCACUUAACCCAAUAACAAGUUGAGGACCCUGUUCUGGAUAAAAGACCAGAUAAAAGGCAAGGGAAAGACACUCCACAAACUGUGCAUAGGAGAUGAAGGUUGCAGAUGGACUAUGGCUUUUUUCCAUCAGCAUGAAGGUUAAAAAUGGUUUGGAUUUUGGUGAUAGCACAGCCAUGUGCCAUUCCUGGUCCUGCCCAUCCUCCUCUGCCCUCUCAGUGAUGCUGAAGGAGAUGAUAACUGGACUACAAAACAGACUGAAAGCACCUGCUUUUAAGAGCUGAGUCACCUACUAAGGCGUAUUGAACUGCAGCUGGAGAUGGUAGGCAAAGUUUUCUAGCUAAAGAGGAAUAAAAUGAGAUUAAUUAAUGCCUGUGGGCUCUGAAAGGAGACAUCUAGUGCCAUGAACUGCCCUGUUCAUCUCAAUGAGAAUGAAUCAUAGAAUCUUCUAGGCUGGAAAAGACACUGAAGAUCAUUAAGUCCAACCCUUAACCUAACCCUGCCAAGUCCACCACUAAACCAUGUCUCUAAGCACUGCACUUACCUUUUAAAUACCUCCAGGGAUGGUAACUUAACCAAUUCCCUGGCCAGCCUGUUCCAGUGCUUGAUUACCCUCUGGGGGAAGAAAUUAUUCCUAACAUCCAAUCUAAAACUCCACUGGUGCAACCUGAGGCCAUUUCCUCUCAUCCUAUCACUUAAGACUUGCAGAAGAGACCAACAGCCACCUUGCUACAGCCUACUUUCAGGGAUUUGUAAAGAGUGAUGAGGUUUCCCCUCAGCUUCCUCUUCUCCAGGCUAAACAACCCCAGUUCCCUCGGACAUUCCCCAAAUGAUUUGUUCUCCAGACCCUUCACCAGCCAUUUCACCCUUCUUUGGAUGUUCUCCAGCACCUCAAUGUCUUUCUUGUAGUGAGAGGCCCAAAACUGAACACAGGAUUCAAGGUGCAGCCUCACCAGUGCCAAGUACAUAGGCAUGAACACUGCCCUACUCCUCCUGGCCACACUAUUUCUGGUAAAAACCAGGAUGCCAUUGGCCUUCUUGGCCACCCGGGCACACUGCUGGCUCAUGUUCAGCUGCUGUCAACCAGCACCCUCAGGUCCUUCUCUGCCAGGCAGCUUUCCAGCCACUAUUCCCCAAACCUGUAGUGUUGCAUGGUUUUGUUGUGGCCCAAGUGCAGGACUCUGCACUUGAUCUUGUUGAACCCCAUCCCAUCAGGCUCCACCUCAUCAAUCCAGCCUAUCCAGAUCCCUCUGUAGAACCUUUCUUCCCUCAAGCAGAUCAACACUCCUGCACAACUUGGUGUCACCUACAAACUUACUGAAGGUGCACUCCAUCCCCUCAUCCAGACCAUUGAUAAAGAUAUUAAACAAGACUGGCUCCAAAACUGAGCCUUGGGAAAUAUCAUUUGUGCCUAGAUGCCAACUGGGCACAAUAUAUUAGUGUCAGUGUUUUUAAUGCUUUCUCUUUAGUUAGAGUGAUAUCAAAUUAGAAUUUUCAGCUUCCAAACCCAUGGGUUUUUUUGGUGGUGUCAACCUACAGUUUUUCUUUCCCUCAU
This is a messenger RNA of Cuculus canorus (common cuckoo), 3490 nucleotides long. RefSeq names its product leucine rich repeat containing 20 (gene LRRC20). The record is from RefSeq and is a predicted model, not a curated record. Gene Ontology annotation, molecular function: protein binding. The coding region runs from base 89 to 835 and encodes 248 amino acids. The transcript is spliced from 4 exons. NCBI's taxonomy places the organism in Eukaryota, Metazoa, Chordata, Aves, Cuculiformes, Cuculidae.